This is a messenger RNA of Dermatophagoides farinae (American house dust mite), 1118 nucleotides long. The record is from RefSeq and is a predicted model, not a curated record. Lineage: Eukaryota; Metazoa; Arthropoda; Arachnida; Sarcoptiformes; Pyroglyphidae.
AAAAAUGAUUUGUUGUACGAAAAAUAAAAUAAAACCACUUAAUCUGUUUGUUUGAUAAGAAUCUUUAUCGUGUGUUUUUCUCCUUCAUUUACAUUGAUGUUUCACAUUGUUUCACAUCUCAUUAUGAAUUCUUCACAAUGUUUUCGUGCACACACAUUUACGAUAUUUGCAAAAUUCCCAUCCAUUUGCAUUUGAUCAUAAUCAAAAUGAUGAGAACCGAUUCUUGUUAUAAAUUUUUAAAAAUAAAAGAAAUCCACUCAUUUCCAACCGACAACACUCACAGACAUCAUCAACUUGAGACUUUGUAAAUCUCAUCAUUGUUCGUUUGGUUUGCUGUUGAAAACUUGGUGAAAAAAAAAAUGUUCAAAAUAAUUUCCAUUGGAUUGAUGGCACUAAGUUUGGCCAUGAUCCAAGCACGAUCAUAUCGUUCAUUUGGAACAACAAACAAAAUACCAUUUACCAAUGGAUAUCAAAGGUCAGCUGCUGCUGCUGCUCUAGCAUCACCGAUUCGUUCUGGUUCUCGUAUUGGAUAUUCGAUUGUUGGUCUUGGUCAGUCAAAUUAUAUUCGUCCAUCAUCAGCAGCUUAUCGAUCAUCAUCAUUGUAUUCAAAUGAACCGGGCGCUGCAUUAGCCAUUCGUACAACACAUCGUAUGGUAUAUUAUGAUGUUCCAAAUGAACGUAAUUAUCAACAACAACAAUCAUCAUCACCAAUCUAUGUGGAUUCACAACCAAUACCAAUAACAUUAAUGAUGCGUACAUAUUCAAGUCCAAUUAAUAUUCAACAUUCUCAUUAUCAAGGUCAAGGUGGUCUAGAAGAAACAGCUAGCGAAGAUCAAGAAUUACGUUUUAUACAUACAAUAACUAAACCAGUUGUACAGGAAGUAAGAGAAAUUAUAUCACCAAUUCGUAUGAUUUAUCGUGAAAUACAGCCAAUUGAUGAAAGAGUGGAAACAAUGAUCGCUAGACGUAAAAAUAGUGACGAUAAUACUAUUGAACUCAUAUCAUUGGAUAAUGGUUCCAGUUUGGAUUUAUCGUCAUUAUUUCCAAAAUAUCCGGAUAAUGAUAAUAAGAAAAAACAACGUCGUGCUUCAUUGAAUUUUUGAAUUUUUUUUUUGAAU